AUGCCUACAAACGAAGAACUAGAAAGUAUAUCUUGCCAAUUUUAUGAUAUAGCCCGUUUUCCAAAAGUAAUUGGGGCUAUCGACUGUACACAUAUAGCAAUUGUAUCACCAGGAGGUGAAACAGCGGAGUUGUACAGAAAUAGGAAAGGUGUUUUUUCCUACAAUGUUCAAACAAUAUGUGAUCCAAAUUUAAAAAUUAGAAACAUAGUUUGUCGUUGGCCUGGAGGAUCACACGAUAGUACAAUUUUCAACAAUAGCAAUGUUAAAGAAAUAUUUGAGCGUGGCCAGUAUGGGGACUAUGUUUUGUUAGGAGAUUCAGGGUAUCCAGCAGAACGUUACUUACUGACUCCUCUGAGAAACCCAGUAACCCCAGGAGAAAUAUUGUACAACAAAACCCAUAUCAAAACAAGAAAUACUGUAGAGCGCUCAUAUGGGGUAUGGAAACGUAGAUUUCCAUGCAUUGGCUCGAAGCUGAGACUAAAGCAAAACCGGAUCGAAGCUGUGGUUGUAGCCACAGCUGUGCUGCAUAAUAUAUGUAGGACCAGAAACGAUCCCGAGCCAGAUUUACCGGUCCAAAUAGAAAUAAGGAAUGAUGAGAGCAACGUCCCGAACUCUAUAGAUAACCGCAAUGGGCAAACUGUUAUCAGUAAUUUAAUUCACCACUAUUUUGACAGAUUAGCUGCAGAUUGAAGUGACAAGAUAACUGUGUGUAAUAUAUAUAGAUAUGUAUUUAAAAACCUAUUAUACCUA
Molecule: messenger RNA, 750 nt
Organism: Maniola jurtina (meadow brown)
Lineage: Eukaryota; Metazoa; Arthropoda; Insecta; Lepidoptera; Nymphalidae
Product: putative nuclease HARBI1
Exons: 3
Coding region: 1-690 (229 amino acids)
Source: RefSeq, a predicted model, not a curated record